AUGGGUGUCUUCCGUCCACGAGGCCGCAGCGACUCUCGCGUGUCCGGGCUACCUUUCCGCCGGUCUCCCUUUGUUGAUGAUGAGGCUCCAGAUGCGAUUGAGCCUCCUGUAGAGCAGGCCAACAAUGGUAGUCCUCCGAGAACACCUUUGGGGAUCGAGUCCCUUGUAUCUGGCGGGACAAGCCACAGGACGCCAAGUCGUUCCUUCUACCACCGAUCCUUCAACAGUACUGCAGAUCCCGCUCGUUAUUCGUCUCAAGGUCUUCGAGAACAAACCGCUGAACUGGCUUCUUACGCGCUCUCCCUGAAUGGAAGCUCAUUGCCUCAAGAACGAAAUACGCUGCCGCCGUCCCUCGAUAUCUUUCAUCCGAUCCAAGAUACAGAUCUCUCUUCAUCACCCGCAGACACUGUAGUCCCAAAGCCUCUAGACACCGAGCCCCCCAGUGGCCCUAUCGCUAGUUCAUCAGCCUUGACUGAGAUGAUCCGUAAACCUUCCGACACUUUGGACGGUGUCAAUGGCCGGGAUAGUGCUCCAAAGCUGAAUGAACUUGGUGAAGGUGAUGCUUCCGUAAGAAUCUCAGGCACGGCGCCCGGCACACGUGAAGCUCCUAGUACCGAACAGACAUCUUUACUACCUAAGUCACCACAUACGAAGCCCUUCCGUAGUUAUGGGAUCGCCGAAGAUGUUGAGAAUCAAGACACUAUUAGGGAACGCAAGCAGAAUGCAUUUCGUACAGCGCUUUCGAGCUGUAUGAUUUGCUUCCAAGGGCUCAUGCACCCAAAAUCAUGGAAUGGGCGGAAGGUCUGGGAACAAGGUGUCAUCUACCCUGUUAGUCUACUGCCUUCGGUAUUCCUAGGUCUCUUGCUCAACAUUCUUGACGCUCUAUCAUACGGAAUGAUUUUGUUCCCUCUGGGGGAGCCAAUAUUCUCUGACCUUGGGUCAGACGGUAUCUCCAUGUUUUACGUUAGCACCAUCAUCGCCCAACUGGUCUUCUCGUCUGGAGGGUCAAUAUUCCGCGGCGGAAUUGGUAGUGAGAUGAUAGAAGUUGUUCCGUUCUUCCACCAGAUGGCCUUCACAAUUCUGGCACGUGUAGGUCAGGACAACCCAAGGUCUGUCAUCGCAACUACUAUUCUAUCAUUCUCGGCCAGCUCGGUCUUAACAGGUUUGGUCUUCUUCUUGAUGGGAACUUGCAAACUAGGCUCCCUCAUCGGUUUCUUCCCAAGACAUAUCUUGAUCGGGUGUAUUGGUGGUGUGGGUUUUUUUCUCUUGAUGACGGGUGUCGAGGUUUCCGCUAGACUACCUGGAUCUCUCGAGUUUACUCUCCCUACUUUGGAGAAGCUUUCUCGUCCAGACACGGUACCCCUUUGGCUCGUACCAUUAUUACUUGCCAUUGGUCUCCUUGUUAUGAAGCGUUUCGUGCGCUCUAACUUUCUGGUUGGUGGCUAUUUCAUUGGCGUCGCAGUUAUAUUUUACAUCGUGAAGUUGAGUGCCAAGAUACCAAUGGAUACCUUACGCAAGAGUGGUUGGGUAUUUGAAGCACCAUCAUCUAAUAACCCGUGGUGGCACUUCUAUACACUCUAUGACUUCGCUGCCGUCGACUGGGCUGCCUUUCUUGAUACUAUCCCGGCGAUGUUUGCUCUUACUUUCUUUGGAGUACUUCAUGUUCCCAUCAACGUCCCAGCGCUAGGAAUAUCCACGGGCGAAGACAAUCUGAACGUUGACCGUGAGCUUAUGGCACAUGGUGUGACCAAUGCCCUGUCAGGUUUUUCUGGAAGUAUACAGAAUUAUCUCGUGUACACAAAUAGUUUACUUUUCAUCGAUAGUGGCGGAAAUUCACGUCUCGCAGGUAUUAUGCUUGCAGCCGCUACCUUGGGGAUUCUCCUUGUGGGGCCAGUAAUAGUCGGAUUUAUUCCAGUCAUGGUCGUGGGGGCUCUCAUUUUCUUACUGGGGAUUGAACUGAUGGAAGAAGCGCUAGUUGAUACGUGGGGAAAGUUACAGAGGCAUGAAUAUCUGACGGUCGUCAUCAUUGUCGUCACUAUGGGCGCUUGGGACUUCGUUGUUGGCAUAUUCGUCGGUAUUAUCCUAGCGUGCAAGAUUGCUGGCUCAACUGUCCGACGGCCUCCGAUCCAACAGCGAUUCUUAAGAGAAGCAGGACAGCAGACACUCAUUAUCAAGCUUGGGGGCUAUCUAUUUUUCGGAACCAUUGUCGAUGUCGAGAACACAAUGAGAGGGUUGAUUGAAGAGGAAGCUUUUAACAAACGUCCUAUUCGAUUUAUUAUUUUGGACUUCUCCCGUGUAUACGGCAUCGACUUCUCCGCAGCUGAAGCCUUCACCCGCAUCAAUCGCAUUCUGCGAAAGCGAAACGUGCUGAUGACCAUCUCAGGGCUGAACACCGGGGGAGAUGUCGGCAGAAGCCUUCAAAAUGUCGGGCUAUUCGAGUCAGGAACUAGCGUGCAGAUAUUCGAAGACUUCAACUCUGCACUUGAAUUCUGUGAGAAUGACUAUUUGAAGGUCUUCUACAGCCACCGCGAAGCGUUGCUCAAGAAGAAUGCGUCCUCGACGUUCCUAGAGGUACCUGGCUCACACAACCAGCGGCAUCUUCACGAAAGUAUCGUGGGCUCCCCUCGUCACCGGCAUCUCCAGCAAGCAGCUACUACGACCCUGCGCGAGGAUGAGACAGCCGUGGUGGCUCCGACAGCCUGGGCCUCCAUGCGACAGCCCUUACCACUCUUACUCCAGACAUUUCAGGGGUUAACUUCGCGCAACGAGGAUUUCUGGUUCCGGGCUUGCACAUAUUUUGUCCGUGACACCUACGCAGCUGGUACCGUAUUAUUCCAGGAGGGCGACGUUCCCAAUGGCUUCUACUUGCUUGAAUCCGGGAUGCUUCGUGCGGAAUAUGAGUUGCCACAGGGGCGGUAUUUCGAGCUGAUCGUAGCCGGACGGCCGUGCGGAGAAUUGCCGUUCUUCAGCGAAACCCGACGAACGGCCACAGUCAAGGCGGAACAAGAAUGUGUCGCCUGGCGUUUGACUACAGCCAAAUGGCGAGAUCUACGGGAGCGGGAGCCCGAAAUUGCCCGGGAACUGCUGACAGUCAGUCUGAAGCUGACCACUGAAAGAAUGGACAGUAUUACUUCUUAUGUUCUUACAAUGGCGGCUUAA
This is a messenger RNA of Aspergillus nomiae NRRL 13137, 3159 nucleotides long. Its product is annotated as sulfate transporter family protein. NCBI's taxonomy places the organism in Eukaryota, Fungi, Ascomycota, Eurotiomycetes, Eurotiales, Aspergillaceae. The record is from RefSeq and is a predicted model, not a curated record. The transcript has 7 exons. Bases 1 to 3159 code for a protein of 1052 amino acids. Gene Ontology annotation, cellular component: membrane.